Messenger RNA from Trachymyrmex cornetzi, 1333 nucleotides. RefSeq names its product Dorsal root ganglia homeobox (gene Drgx). The coding region runs from base 1 to 1245 and encodes 414 amino acids. Lineage: Eukaryota; Metazoa; Arthropoda; Insecta; Hymenoptera; Formicidae. The record is from RefSeq and is a predicted model, not a curated record. The transcript is spliced from 8 exons. Gene Ontology annotation, molecular function: RNA polymerase II transcription regulatory region sequence-specific DNA binding; DNA-binding transcription factor activity, RNA polymerase II-specific. Gene Ontology annotation, biological process: regulation of transcription by RNA polymerase II.
AUGACGACUAUCGCCGCUCUUCUCGCGCAAAGUGCCUACGUGCAGCCGCGAAAGGGCGUGGGGUGGAGAGAAAAGGAGGGGGUCCGCGGAGGUGCGGAAGAGAUCGGGAAGGUGUUGUUCAGUCACGAGUCCAGGAUUCUCACCCCCGGAGGCAGUGCCAUCUCGCCCGGGGGCGCGGGGCCACCCGCGAGCCCAUCACCGGGAAACUAUCAUCCUCCUGCGCACAGUCCGCCCCUGGUCAAGAUUGGCGCGGUCCACGCCCACCAGCCGAACAAUAACCACCACCAGCACCAUCAGCACCUGGAGUAUCCCUUCGCCCCGACUCACCCCUAUACUAGUUACUCCGCCUAUCACCCAGCGCUGCACGGAGUUGGCGAGGAUUCCUUCGUGCGGAGGAAACAGCGUCGAAACAGGACAACUUUCACCCUUCAGCAACUGGAGGAACUCGAGUCCGCCUUUGCGCAAACUCACUACCCGGACGUCUUUACGAGGGAAGAUCUGGCCAUGAAAAUUAAUCUCACGGAAGCUAGAGUGCAGGUGUGGUUCCAAAAUCGGCGGGCGAAAUGGCGUAAGAGCGAACGACUGAAGGAGGAGCAACGCAAACGCGAGGGUGGAAACAGCGGUGGUGGCGGCAGCGGCGGCGGUGGUAGCGGCGGUGGCGGUAACGUGGAAUCCUCCGCUUUGGCCGCACCAACGUCUUCAUCGGCGGGCCCGAGUCCCACGGGAAAUGACCCGGAGGGCACCACGACGAGCAGCAGCGCCGCCGACACGGAGGACGCCGUGGCGGAAGGUGCCGGGGGCGGUGGAGGCGGCGGUGGCUCCAGGAGCCCCAGUACGACUUCCGCCUCGGUCAGUCCCCGGCCCCAGCCGAGUCAGCCGUCUCUAGGUGGCGUCUCGACGCCACCGCCGACCCCCAUAAGAGCGCCGCCGCCGCCACCGAGCACCGUGGGGGGCCUCGGACCACCCGCUGAGAGCACCACGGGGAUAGGCGCAGCCGCCGGUACUGGCACCGAUCUGCAUCGAAGUAACAGUCUGGCCGAGCUCCGAAGAAAAGCUCAGGAACACUCGACCGCCUCGGCUCUCCUCGGUGGUCUCGCCGGUUUCCCCGGAGGGCUACCCCUGCCUCUUCCCCUGCCGCUGCUGCCGCCCUUGUUGGGCCUCUCCAGGCGACCGGAGCACCAUCAUCAUCAUCACCUGCCCGGCGUGGUGCAUCAGAUACAACCCACUACCAAAGAAGAUCCCUAGGAUCGCCUCCACAAAUGCCGGAAUCGUCUCAUAAACGCAAGAUAUAAAUCUCAAAGAGAUAUUCUGCGCGUAUCGGAUGGUUGCAAAG